Messenger RNA from Salvia splendens (bonfire salvia), 1284 nucleotides. Its product is annotated as receptor-like serine/threonine-protein kinase SD1-7. Lineage: Eukaryota; Viridiplantae; Streptophyta; Magnoliopsida; Lamiales; Lamiaceae. Gene Ontology annotation, molecular function: protein serine/threonine kinase activity; ATP binding. The transcript has 7 exons. Gene Ontology annotation, biological process: protein phosphorylation. Gene Ontology annotation, cellular component: plasma membrane. The record is from RefSeq and is a predicted model, not a curated record. Bases 1 to 1284 code for a protein of 427 amino acids.
AUGGGUUCGUACCACGGGAUCAACAUCAAUGGGAUUUAUCCGACUUUUCUAAUGGUUGUCACAGAAAGAUUAUACUGCCGCUUCAAUGUGACGAGCGUAAAUUCAGGUUUAUCAAGAUUAGCAUGCUUGAAAAAUUGCUCGUGCUCUGCUUAUGCCUACGGUACUGAAGGAGCAUGCUUGUGGUAUACGGAUUCAGGGAAAACAAAUCAGGAUCUAUUGCUACUAGAUUUGAAUAGUGAUGGUUCAUUUACAAACAAGGAGGGAGAAGCUGAAGAUGGUUGUCAUGAAUUGCCAAUCUUCAGUUUGGGAAGCAUAGCUGCAUCUACCAACAAUUUUUCCAUUACAAACAAGCUUGGACAAGGUGGUUUUGGACCUGUUUAUAAGGGAGAGUUGGCUAAUGGACAGUUUGUAGCUGUGAAAAGGCUAUCAAAGAGGUCAAGGCAGGGAUUGGAGGAAUUCAGAAAUGAGAUGCAACUGAUUGCCAAACUGCAGCACACAAAUCUUGUCCGCAUUUUAGGAUGCUGCGAUGAGAAAGAUGAGAUGAUACUUGUCUACGAAUACAUGCCCAAUAAAAGCUUGGAUUGUUUCCUCUUUGCGCCCUCCCAGAAAGAGGUACUUGAUUGGAAUAAACGCAUUCAUAUCAUCUCCGGAAUUGCUCAAGGGCUUCUAUAUCUCCACCAGUAUUCGCGGUUGAGAAUAGUGCAUAGGGAUUUGAAAGCUAGUAAUAUCCUACUAGAUGCUGACAUGAAUCCCAAAAUCUCCGAUUUCGGCCUGGCCAGAAUAUUUGGAGGAAAUGAGUCGCAGGCAAAUACUAAACGGAUUGUUGGAACAUAUGGUUAUAUGUCACCAGAAUAUGCCAUGGAAGGGCUUUUCUCAGUGAAGUCUGAUGUGUUUGCGUUCGGAGUAUUGAUGCUGGAGAUUAUUAGUGGAAAGAAGAAUACUGGUUUCUAUGGCUCUGAGUAUCUAUGUCUUCUUAGAUAUGCGUGGGAUUUGUGGAAGAAAGGUUGUGUUGAUGAGCUGAUUGAUCCUACUACGUUAGAACUGCUCAAAUCUUGGUCAUCAGUUGCAAUGAGAUACGUUCAGAUAAGUCUAUUGUGCGUCGAAGAAAAUCCAGUUGAUAGGCCAGUCAUCUCUGAUGUUGUUGCAAUGCUCAACAAUGAUAAAAGAGCCAUACAAUCACCAACAAAUCCAACUUUUACUGUUGGGAGAGCAUUGGUUGCUCAAAGAGAGGCCGAGAUUUGUUCUAUACAGGAUAUGACGAUGUCUCAUGUCGAGGCUCGUUAA